GUUUCGUGGGGAAGAUUUUUCUUUUGAUCCUAAAAUAUCCACAAGACCUGAGUCUGCUCGAGUGUCACAUCCCAAUGGACCUUUGAGUGACGUGAGACAGCUCCCAACAAAAAGAUUUCCAUUUAACGAUUGGCUUAGGGGUCGUUGUCACCUGCGCGGCUCCCUAGAUGGCUAGCAGCUACGUGUCGCACACUUUCAGACAAUCACCCUCUCAGAAAAAUUGCGCCUCCUUCUCCGCCCGACUCGAACCAAAGCUUUGGUUGCAGGAGAUAUUCUCCAGUCCCUUCAGUUCCCUUUUUUUAUCUCGAAGGCCGUUCUGGUUCAAUGGAUCGACCAUUCAGUAAUAUGUACCAUGCGCCUUCCGUUCCACUACAGAGUGAAGGGCGAAUUGAUCCACAUAAUUAUUGGUUGCAAUCCGCGGAUCGUAUCGCAAAUCAUGGAGCCCCUGAGUCAGCGCGAAGUAGUCGCAGCCACGGCGCAACAAAUCCUUCCGGUGUUGCUUCUGAUGCUCGUUACAGCAGUCCUGUUCUUGGGCGCUCCUUAAACCAUGCUCCCCAAUUUGUUCCUGUCAUCAGCUCUACAGUUACCCUGAUGCAUCCUUUAGCAAGACGACUUCCCUCGUUUCCUGCAUUUGCUCAGCCACUUCCAGUGGCAAUUCCUGUAUUCCAAAAAUCUAAAGAAAUUCCCAUGAGUCGUCCGAUGCGCUGGACCGCCAAUCAGCGAAGAUACACUCACUUUCCAUCUGAUCCAGUCUCUGAAGCUGUCCGCACAACUCAAUCGCAACGCCCCACCGAAUUCCUCGGUCACGCCAUGCCCACGUCCCCAAUUUGGUCUCGAUUCGUGAAAGAAUCUGCGGCGAACACUGGCGCGGAGAACCGUAUUUCUCCAUCCCUUUUGCCAACCCCUCGAAAAUCUUCGGACCACAAGGAUGUGUAUAAUGAAAAACUUGUCAAUUUUGCUGCGAACUCAUAUAGGUACUCGCCACUCCCAUCGCUUAUGGUAGGGAUAGAACGAGGAAUGAGAGGAAGGAUCGCCAGCUCUCAGCAGACAAUCCCGAAUGAGAAUGAUCAACGUUUCCUGGCCUCCACUUACUCUGGUCAAGAACCAUUUACCCCUGUCGGACUCAAGGCUCAGUCUUCCUUAACAAAUGAAAUUCUCAGGCCCUCCGAUGUGGAACUCCCCACUGCUCUACCAAACCCUGUCCAACCAAGGAGGGACCGUGAUCACUUUGCAACACAAAGUAUUCAUCAUUCUCUACCAAUCACAAAGUUAUCACCCCCUCGACUCCGAGUCCGGGAAAUUGCAGUCGAGGAUCCCAUCAAAGUCAAGCCAUGCAUCUCUUUACUUGAAUCCGAAAGGGCCGUUCAAACCGGGAGUUUCUCUGCUCGGUCCCCCAUACUUCACAAUCUCAAAACCCCAACCAAAGGCCAAGUCAGCGGCGGCACCAAUUGCCGAAACGUUCCUCCAUCUACGGAUGCUCAGAAGGAUGCCCAAGGAAGUCAGGCUUCCAACGAUACCAUUGGGUCUUGGUCGCUCGAUGACGACGUUCUAAGCUAUUUAAAACAGAAAUGA
Cantharellus anzutake is the source of this 1572-nucleotide messenger RNA. RefSeq lists its product as uncharacterized. NCBI's taxonomy places the organism in Eukaryota, Fungi, Basidiomycota, Agaricomycetes, Cantharellales, Hydnaceae. The coding region runs from base 325 to 1572 and encodes 415 amino acids. The record is from RefSeq and is a predicted model, not a curated record. The transcript is spliced from 7 exons.